GGGGGGGGACAUGCGGCAUAUAGGUGACGUCCGCUGGUGAGAAACACUUAGCGCAGGUAAAAGGGUGGCGGCGAGAGGGAGUUCCCACCUGUUGCGUUCUUAAAGAAAUGAAGACUUAAGAAAAUACCAAGGAGGGGCCGAUCGGUUUCUUUCGGACGCGCCUGGAGCCCCACCCUCGGCCAGAGGAAAAGCCCCUUGGGUGAGAGGCAGGAGCUUCAGAGAAAUCGAGAAGAAAAGCGCCUCUCCUCGCGCUCCACCUCCUCUGCUCGCACUCCUCCUGCGCGGCGGCCCAGCCUGCACCGGCCGCGGCCCGUGUCCCCGCCGAGCCCUCGCAUCCCGGCCUCCGGGUGCCUCGGCCGGCGACCUGUCCCCGAGUCCUCCCAUGGCGGCAGCCCGACCCACAAGCUCCCCGAGCGGAGCCCUCUGCCGGCAACUCCUACUGACCCUCACGAUCUUAACAUUUGCCUGUGAUGCCUGCAAAAAAGUGACGCUACAUGUUCCCUCCAAACUAGACGCUGAGAAAUUUGUUGGUAGAGUUAACCUGAAGGAGUGCUUUAAAUCUGCAAAUCUAAUUCGUUCAAGUGAUCCUGAUUUCCAAAUUUUAGAAGAUGGUUCAGUCUAUACAACAAAUGCUAUUCUUUUGUCCUCGGAGAAGAGAAAUUUUACCAUAUUACUUUCCAACACUGAGAACCAAGAAGAGAAGAAAAUACUUGUUCUUUUAGAGCAUCAAACAAAGGUACUAAAGAAAAGCCAUUCUAAGGAAAAAGUUCUAAGACGUGCCAAGAGAAGAUGGGCUCCUAUUCCUUGUUCAGUGAUGGAGAAUUCCUUGGGUCCUUUCCCACUUUUUCUGCAACAGAUUCAAUCUGACACGGCACAAAACUACACUAUCUACUAUUCCAUAAGAGGGCCUGGAGUUGACCGAGAACCUAAAAAUUUAUUUUAUGUGGAGAGAGAUAGUGGAAACCUGUUUUGUACUCGUCCUGUGGAUCGUGAGGAGUAUGAAUCUUUUGAGCUAAUUGCCUUUGCAACAACUCCGGAUGGAUAUACUCCAGAACUUCCACUGCCCCUAGUAAUCAAAAUUGAGGAUGAAAAUGAUAACUACCCAAUUUUUACAGAAAAAACUUACAUUUUUAAAGUAGCUGAAAACAGCAGAGUUGGUUCUACUGUGGGACAGGUAUGUGCAACUGACAAAGAUGAACCUGACACGAUGCACACGCGUCUGAAGUACUCUAUCCUCGCGCAGUUGCCAGCAUCACCCACGCUGUUUUCUAUGCAUCCAACUACAGGCGUGAUCACCACAUCAUCCUCUCAGCUAGACAGAGAGUUAAUUGAUAAAUACCAGUUGAAAAUAAAAGUACAAGACAUGGAUGGUCAAUAUUUUGGUUUACAGACGACUUCAACUUGCAUCAUUCAUAUUGAAGAUGUGAAUGACAACUUGCCAAUGUUUACGCGUACUUCUUAUGUGACAUCAGUGGAAGAAAAUACCAUUAAUGUGGAAAUCUUACGUGUUACCGUUGAAGAUAAGGAUUUAAUAAAUACUGCUAAUUGGAGAGCUAAUUAUACUAUUUUAAAGGGCAAUGAAAAUGGAAAUUUUAAAAUUGUAACAGAUCCCAAAACCAAUGAAGGAAUUCUGUGUGUGGUUAAGUCGCUGAAUUAUGAAGAAAGACAACAGGUGAACCUGCAAAUUGGUGUCAUUAAUGAAGCUCCGUAUUCCAGAGAAGUUAGUUCAAGAUCAGCCAUGAGCACAGCGGCCGUUACUGUUAAUGUGAAAAAUCAGGAUGAGGGCCCCGAGUGUAGCCCAGCGUUGCAAACUGUUCGAAUUAAAGAAAAUGUACCAGUGAGAACAACGAGCAAUGGAUAUAAAGCAUACGACCCAGAAACAAGUAGCAGCAGUGGCAUAAGGUAUAAGAAAUUAAAAGAUCCAAAAGAAUGGAUCACUGUUGAUGAAAACUCAGGAUCAAUCACAAUUAUCAAGAGCCUGGAUAGAGAGGCAGAGAACAUCAAAAAUGGCAUAUAUAAUGUCACAGUGCUGGCAACAGAUAAAGUUGGGAGAACAUGUACUGGGACACUGGGGAUUAUACUUGAAGACGUGAAUGAUAAUGGUCCAUCCAUACCUAAAGAGACAGUGAUAAUCUGCAAAACUGUCAUGUCGUCUACGGAGAUUGUUGCCGUUGAUCCUGAUGAGCCGAUAAACGGCCCACCCUUUGACUUCAGCUUGGAUAGUGCUUCUGAUUCAGAUGUACAGAGAACGUGGAGACUGACAAAAAUUAAUGAUACAGCGGCACGCCUUUCCUAUCAGAAUGACCCUCCAUUUGGAUCAUAUAUAGUACCUAUCAAAGUUACAGAUAGACUUGGCCAGUCGCUUGUCACUCCAUUAAACGUUAUUUUAUGUGACUGUGUUACCGAAAAUGACUGCACCUCUCGCGUAAGUCCGAGGACUGGCAACGGAGAAGUAAAACUUGGAACGUGGGCCAUCCUUGCCAUAUUGUUGGGCAUAGCAUUGCUAUUUUGUAUCCUGUUUACCUUAGUCUGCGGGGUUUCUCAGGCAGCCAAACAGCCAAAAGUAUUUCCCGAGGAUUUAGCCCAGCAGAACCUCAUUGUGUCCAACACUGAAGCUCCCGGAGAUGACAAAGUGUAUUGCACAGACGGCUUUACGACACAUAUUGUGGGCAGUUCGGCUCAGGGAGUCUGUGGCACUGUGGGAUCAGGAGUGAAAACUGGAGGGCAGGAGACCAUUGAACUGGUGAAAGGAGGGCACCAGACCUUGGAAAUGUCCCAGGGGGCCGGACAUCAUCACACUUUGGAAUCGUCUAGGGGAGGUGGACAGCACACCCUGGAUUCCGGCCGGGGAGGACACGUGGAGACGGACAACUGCAGAUACACGUACUCGGAGUGGCAUAAUUACACUCAGUCCCAUCUUGGUGAAAAGGUGCAGCUGUGUAAUCAGGACGACAAUCACAAGCAUGCUCAAGACUACGUCCUUACGUAUAACUAUGAAGGAAAAGGAUCGGUGGCUGGCUCUGUAGGUUGUUGCAGUGAACAAGAAGAAGAAGAUGGGCUUGAAUUUUUGGAUCAUUUGGAACCCAAGUUUAAGACACUAGCAGAAGCAUGCAUAAAGAGAUGAUUGUGUUCUAAUACGUCUAUAAAAGCCAAUGGCUUUAUCACCUUUUUUUUUUUAAUUUUCAGUUUUUAAAAAUAGAAGAUGCUUUGUUUGGGACUUUUCCCCCAUUAUUUUGAUGGGAUCUCUUUAGCCAAAUGCACAUUCACAGAAAGAUGCUGUAAAUAAGAACACAAAUUUCACAGUUUUUACAUAGUUUUUAGUUACUUGUCUUCCACUCAAGGGGACCUACAGAUAGAAAAAUUAAGGAAGUCUGCAUUAUUGUUUACAUUUGGGUAUAAUGACAGCAGCGAAUUUGUAGUGCAAUAAAAUGUAAUUAAUUCAAGUCUAUUUCAUAGACUACUUGAAGUUAAUCUGAUAGAAAAUUGUAGAGAUCUUGCUUUAAUAUUAUAUUCAGUUAGCUAAUUAAUUAAUUGUUUGUAUGGUGCUUGAAAACUGUUGUUCUCCUAAACAUUAUAAAGUGUGUACAUUACAUUAUUAUUGUUUUAUUCUUAUAACAUGACCUUUCUUCAUGAUGCAAAGGGAGAGUCCCAAUCAGGCAUUGACUGUUAUUACAAUUCCAUUUUGGUGGAGUUUAGUUUCUAGGUUUUAUUCUAUAUAAAAUCCUGCACUGAAUCCACAGUUCCUCUGUUACUUACCUUCUCAGUGAAAUUUAAGUUUAAAAGAUGCUUUAAGAAUGUAUUUUUACAUCUGCAAGUUUUUGGUCUUUGGUCUCUUUCUUUCUCUCCUCUUUAUUUUUAAAAUUCCUACGUGGGUUGGAGCAUCUAAAUAUUUUAAAAAGCUGUCUCUCUUCUCUUAUAAAGUGAGUUAGUCUAUUUCGGUUUUAUGUAAAUGUAUGUAUUCUCUGUUUUUCUUAAAAUCAAUGUAAUGUUGAUUUUAUUGUUUCAAAUAUCUUGGUUAUUGCUUCGUUAUUCUCCUCAACAAAGAACCUUUAAUUUUGCCAUUGAAACUAUAAAAAUAUGUCAUGCUUUUAUUAGAUGCAACAUUCUGUGUUAACAAAAAGAAUACUGUAAUUAAAACUGGGAUCUGGGAUUUAGUAUAUAAUAGCAUAUUUACAGUUCGCAUCUUUAAUGUAAGGGUACGGUUUAAAAGUGCAAAAUAGUGAUGGUUUUUGAAAUAAGCUUUGAAAUACAGAUGAAAGCUCUCUAAGAAUAACUAUUUUAUAACUUUUUAGAUGAAAUGGCUAGUCAUAUCUGUGUGUUUAUAAAUUUUUUUAUAUUUUAAAAUUACAGUUUUUAACAAAUGUAGAAAUGGGCCAAACUGUUUAAAUUUUGAAACAAUAAAGACAAAAUUAAGCUUAACAGCCAACCAAAUUCCAGGCCAGGUUUCACUGCUGACUUCAGUCAAUGAAUUUUGUGUAUACUAACUAUAUGGACAUUUUAAAUGUAUUUCUAAUGUUUAUGAUUGUUAAUAAUUUGCCUAUCUUGAAUUCACAAGGUUGGCUUAUAACAAUUAUUUUUAAGGAUUAACAUUGGGUAAUUAUUCAGUAAUCAAUUUAUUUUUUCAAUAGUUUCAUUACUGCUCAGUCAAAAAUACUGUUUCUCAGUUAUUUUAAUAAAUUAUGUACAAAAUUCUUGUAUAUUACUAGUUAUGAUGAAGUAAAUCAGGUAGUUUUAAAAAAAUUCAUGUGAGUUUGUUAAUCAUAUGUAAGAUAUGAGCUUAUGAGAUUGUGUUUGUCUUACUUAGAGAAGUGAGUCUCUUUUUUAGCAUCCCGUUCUACAUUUUUUAGAAUUUUAGAGUUGGAUUUGGAAAGAUCAUUGGUCCAUUGUUACCACCACAUUUAUAUAACUUUACUAUUCUAAGACUGUGAUGCUAUGGGAUAUUGGUUAAAUUGCAUAAUUUCUCUGUGUCUGGUUUUUUUUUCAUCAUAAAAUGGGGGGUAAUGAUAGAACUUCUUUCCUAGGGUGGCUGUAAGACAUUUGAAUAAAAAAUGGUUUUUAAGCAUGAAAGUCA
Diceros bicornis minor is the source of this 5071-nucleotide messenger RNA. It is a transcript of the gene DSC2, whose product is annotated as desmocollin 2. Gene Ontology annotation, molecular function: calcium ion binding. Gene Ontology annotation, cellular component: plasma membrane; desmosome. Gene Ontology annotation, biological process: homophilic cell-cell adhesion. Lineage: Eukaryota; Metazoa; Chordata; Mammalia; Perissodactyla; Rhinocerotidae. The record is from RefSeq and is a predicted model, not a curated record. The transcript is spliced from 16 exons. Bases 383 to 3124 code for a protein of 913 amino acids.